Talaromyces atroroseus is the source of this 1185-nucleotide messenger RNA. RefSeq lists its product as hypothetical. Lineage: Eukaryota; Fungi; Ascomycota; Eurotiomycetes; Eurotiales; Trichocomaceae. The transcript has 5 exons. The record is from RefSeq and is a predicted model, not a curated record. Bases 1 to 1185 code for a protein of 394 amino acids.
AUGCAGUUCAUGCAACAACACCUACCCAAGCCUGCAAUACCGCCCAUGUCAGAUAUGGAUGGUUCGAGCUUGAACAUCACGGCGCCCGUCAAAAAAGCAGCAGUUCUACUACCUGGACUUGUAUUUAUACACGGUGGCGGCUAUCUGUUCGGAACAAGCUCUCAGCCUCCCUACGGUCAAAGAAAGAUUGUCCAGCGAUCAAUUCAUUUGGACCAGCAGGUUGUUGCUAUCAAUAUAAACUACCGGCUCGGGGUAACUGGCUUCUUGAUAUCCAGAGAUAUGCAGAAUGCAGGUUACAAGGCGAACCUAGGUCUUCGAGACCAACAGGCCGCUCUCGUAUGGAUUCAAAAGUACAUAGAAGGAUUUGGAGGAGAUCCGGAUAGAGUUACAGUGAUAGGGCAGAGCGCUGGAGCUGAACCUGGUGACUUUGUUUCAGUUCCUCCGAAAGUCCUCCACAAACCCACUCCGUUAGGCCCGAUUACGCACGCCGUUAACCUCAUUUCUCCCGCCGACUGGGUGGAUUUCUUCCGUGGUUUCAAGGAUGACUAUAAUGGGACGAUGUUUCCGGAGUUUGAUGACCGUGACCGGCUACAAUAUCUUACAGGGAGACUUCCCCCGGACUACGAGGAGAGGUUUGACACCUACUUUGAGGAAGUAAAGAAUCCCGCCGAGCCAAGUGAAUGGACCAAGGAGAACGAAGUCCUCCCAGACGAUACCAGGCCCUACUAUCUUCGCCACAAUACUGGUCCUCGCUGGAUGCUAGGUCCUAUGGUCUCGCGCCCCUUCAUCACCACCAAGCAAAGUGGAGGUCGCCUUGCAAUUCCAAGCAUCACCAGCUCUGCCCUUCUCGGCCGCUCGGUCUUCGAUAAGAGCUUUAUCUUUCCAACAUCGAACCACUUGCUGCUCAUCCUGGACGGCACCCUCGAAGUCAGAAUUAAUAGUAAAGAACCGACCGAAGCCCAUACCGGCGAGGUUGUAUUUCUACCAGCAGGUACAUGCUUUGCCCUGGAUUUCCGUCCACGAUACGUUCGGUGCUACAGCUAUGUGAAUGGCGAUGGCAUUGAAGCUCUGAUUCAUGGCGCUGGAGAUCCUGUCGAGGGGCUGGCGCUGCCAGAACAACCACAGGUCGCUGACGAGGACAAGGUUCUCAGCGUCGCGCAGAAUUUAGAUAUGGAAGAGGAAUAG